UGAAUUAUAUUGUUGAUAUAAAUAAUCAGACAAUGAAAAUGAAAUUGUGAUUGUGAUUACAAGUUUUCAAUACAACAAUAGUAUAAUUAAUUAAACAUUCACAGGAAUGUGAAUAAAACAAACCCUUUAGAGCAGUAGUCGUUGUUCAAUUUAGUGUUUGGAGAUCUAUAUAAGUUAUCUGAUACAUUUAUUUCAUCAUGUUAGGUGGUACACGGCUGAAGGUGGUUUACACACAUGAAAAAUCAUGCUUCGUUUAUAUCAGUCCAAAGUACAGCACCAAUAAUGAACAGACACAAUGCAUUCAACUUAUAGCAGGAGAAAUUCAAACACUCCUCUGGGUGGUGUACAGCAAUAACGUUCCAGAAGGUCAGUUGGCAGUGAACCCGGUGUUCAGUCAGCUGAUUGGGUUGGAGGAGGGGCUGGACGUGUUUGUGUCCCCAUAUGGAGACAUCAGAGUUCUGGAGGAACUGUUCAUUGAGACUGAAAGCCCUGAUGACCAACAAAUACUGGAAUAUAAUGUAGAGCUGUUACAGUUGAGGCUUUUGGAUCAUCUAAGGGUAGUAGUAGCAAACCAGAAGGCCAUUGUGUGGAUAUCUUCAUCACUACCUGUAAUUUUCACACCAAAGCAGACAGGUCUUCUGGUCACACACAGCAGAGUGGUCGUGAAAAUCGAUCCGUUUGACAGCUUCCAUGGCUUAACACAAAAUACCUCCGCAAAUGUGCCUGAAAGUAAUGAGAAAUUUAAAAAUAUAGGUUUAAUAAACAAAGGCCUACUUCGGCCACACUUAAACACACCAGACAGACUAGUUUUAAGAGCAAUACCAAUAGACAGUGACGGGAAACGCAAUUUAAUACAUCCAUACAUAGUUUUUAUACAUGAAGACCAAUUGGCAGAGAAAUAUAAGAAACUAACUGCUGUACUGGCAACUAUGAAGAACAUUCCUUCUUUGAUACAGGAUAGUGAAGACGAUAGUGAGAGUAAUAAUAAUCAAAUUGAUGAUCUGUGUGUGGAAAUAGUGCCUAUAGAUAGUGUGGUAUUCAGAAGUUUGUGCCAUGAAGUGUAUCACAAAAAUAUUCAUACAGUACUUAUACCAAAGUCAUUGAACACAAUUAUUCAUAUAGAAAACGGAACUAGAAUUAUCUUUACAAUAAUCGGAGAUAAUGUAAAUCAGCCGGAACAUAUAGAUUUAAUAACAUAUUCAGACCAAAUACAGACUGAAAUCGAUGUCAUAGACAAAUUUAAAAGCUGUGUAAUAGACAACACACAUUCGGGGAAAAAGUUUCUUAUAAAUCAUGGUAUAGUAAAGCAGAAUACACAAAUAAGUUGUGGAUUCUUGCAAUUGAAUUUGAAGCCGGACAACUUGAAAUAUACAAUGUUGAAUAGUGAAUCGUUCAGACAUUGCACUUUGUCGGCAAAAUGUUUGAGUGACUCGGACUUGGUGCUUCCUAAGCUGCCGGUGUCGAAACUGGAGUAUGAUUAUAAGAAUUACUGCCGAAGCAUGGUGUCAAUGGAAUGUUUGCUCCAUAAGGUUAUGUUGAAUAUAUAUUUUGAAAUACAUAGAGAGGCUAGUUUCAAAGGUGCUUCGGAAAUUAAGAGCAAUGUCUUAAUAACAGGUAAAAGUGGCACUGGAAAAUCAUCCCUCUGCCACAUAAUCCAAAAGGAACUCACCGUUUGGUCUCAUAUCCUCCACUGCAGAUCCCUAAAGGGCCGCAAAGACAUCCCGGAGGUGUUGGGCAAAGCGCUGCUGCUGUGCCAGGAGCGGAGCCCGGCCGUGCUCCUCUGUGACGACGUGGACGCGCUCGUGCCGGCCUCUGUCGACGGCGCCUCGCCGCAGGACGUGGCUUAUUAUCAGAGACUAGCAGUGGUGAUCAAGCAUUUGCUGCAGACCUGCGCGGGCGUGUGCGUGGUGAUGACGGCCAUCAAUUUGAACUCCCUACACCCCACCCUCAGUCGGUUUAGCGGGAAACCCCUGUUCACGGCACACUUUGAUAUCGCGGAAAUUCCACAGGAGCAAAGAACAGAAUUGUUUAGACACCUGAUAAAUGACAAGAUCCGCGAAGAGUUCGAGGUGUUGGACGAUGACGUCAUCAGAUUGUCUAUGGACACGGCCGGCUGCACCGUCAGAGACAUCGUAGACUACUUCAACAAGAAGAUCUUCAAAGCUGUCAAAAAGAAAAAAGCGAAUCCUGAUGUUAUUAAGCCGAGACUUGUAGAAGAAACUUCCAAAGAUGAAGAAAAAACCAACGCUUUUGAUAUCUGGGGCCCCGUCGGCGGGUUACAUGAGGUCAAGCGGGAACUCACCGAGUGCUUAUUCUGGCCUCUUUUGUACCCCGCGCUAUUCCCGUCUCAGUCUUGCGGGAUUCUGCUCUAUGGCCCACCUGGUACGGGCAAGUCUCACAUCGGUUCGUGCUUGGCCAAACUCACCAAUAUGAACAUGAUAACAGUGAAAGGGCCGGAGUUAUUGUCCAAGUAUAUUGGGCAGAGCGAGAAGGCUGUUAGAGAUGUUUUUGACCAGGCGGACAGUAAGAAGCCGUGUAUAUUAUUCUUCGAUGAGUUUGACAGCCUUGCGCCCAAACGAGGCCACGACUCGACGGGCGUGACCGAUCGCGUGGUGAACCAGCUGCUGGCGCGACUGGACGGCGCGGAGGGCGGCGCGACUGGCGCCGUGCUGGCCGCCACCGCGCGCCCCGACCUGCUGGACCCCGCGCUGCUGCGCGCCGGCCGGCUGCACAUACACGUCUACACACAAGUGCCGGAUCUGAAUAGUCGCCACGAAGUCCUGAUGACGCUAUGCAAGAGCGUAGCAGUGUCCGAUGAGGUGGACCUUCGGGAGCUAUCGGCCCGGACCGAAGGCUUCACUCCGGCCGAUCUCAAGUCCUUGCUGGUCACCGCUCAACUCGGCAGGCUGGAGAAACAAUUGGUGGACAAUGAAGACAAAAAUUUAGAGUCGAUAGUCGUGUACAAGGAGGAUAUAGAGAGUGCGCUGCAAGAAACGAAGCCAUCCCUUUCUAAGGAGCAGAUGCUGUUCUAUGACACGAUAUACAAAAGAUUCAGAGGUGAGAAUUUAACAUCGGAGCAGAGGAUGAUGUCGGCCAAAAUGCAAAAACAAAGAGUCACAUUAGCUUAGAUGAAGCAUUUGUCAAAUUGUGAAGAAUUCGACGUACAUUGCCGGUUUUCCAUCGCUUUUAUAUAAAUCACACAUUAAAAGUAAGCAAUGUAUGUUGAUUCGCGGUUACAUCCGUCUCAGUUCGUCGAUAGUGAGCAGAAACCAAAAAACCGGUUAAGUGUGAGUUGAACUCGCGUGAAGCGGGUUACGUACAGUUUAUAGCAUUCUUAUAGGUUUUCCGGCAAUAAGCAAUGAUGAUAGUUCAUUGCUUAUUGCCGGAAAACCUAUAAGAUAAUAAUAAUAUUUUGUAUUUUUUCAAAAUUUGAAGCUUAGUAGUUACGGAGAUCGAGGGGCGUCCCUAGCAACGUCAAGGGUGUCACGCGCGUGUACUCCAUGAGUUUUUUAUGACAGUAUUAUUGUAAAAAAUAUUUUUUUAAUAAAUACAACAGCGUGCAAAUUUAAACCACCACUACCAACGAUUUAAAGCGCCAUCUAUCAUUUUUUUUUCGAAUUAAUUAAUAUAUUUCUCAAUUCAUCCCCGAAAACCAACUUAUAUGAAACAAAUGUUUAUUUACUCUGCAAGUCUGUUUUGGUCAUAGUAACACUGUCUUGCCAUUUGGUCCAGUAGAUUCCGAGAAAAUUGGCUGUGACAGACGGACGGACCGACAGUCACACGAGUGACCCUAUAAUGGUUCGAUUAUUUCUUUGUUUUUUUUUAAUGAAACUCCAAGCACGUCGGCAAAUUAGCAUUUUAAUGUUUAGCAUUUUACACAGAUGGCGCUAGUGAGUCGUCUUUGUAUAUUUACAAGUUUUUAUAUUAUAAUGAACUGAUUACAAUAUACACACAUUGUAUACAGAUUUAUCGAUGACAUAGUUAAUUUAACGCCUAGCUUUUACUGAAUAAAAUUGGUGCCAGCCAAAUCUCUGUCAGUGUCUGAUAUUGAUUGGUAUCGAUGAAAUUUGGUACACGGAUAGAAUAUAACUUGGAAUAACACAUAGGGUACUUUUUAUCCUGAAAUUCCCACGGGAGCGAAGCCCCGAAGCGCAGCUAGUGUUUGAAUAAUUUCGUGAAUUAAUUAAUAUUUACAUAGUAAAUCAAUAUUUCAUUUUAGUAGUUGUAGGAUUUUAGAGGUAGGAUUUGUUGAAACAUUAGCUUAAAUAUACUGGUAAUUUUAAUAAUUAUAAUU
Messenger RNA from Plodia interpunctella (Indianmeal moth), 4294 nucleotides. It is a transcript of the gene Pex1, whose product is annotated as Peroxin 1. The record is from RefSeq and is a predicted model, not a curated record. The transcript has 14 exons. Bases 198 to 3128 code for a protein of 976 amino acids. Gene Ontology annotation, molecular function: ATP hydrolysis activity; ATP binding. Gene Ontology annotation, cellular component: cytosol; peroxisomal membrane; peroxisome. NCBI's taxonomy places the organism in Eukaryota, Metazoa, Arthropoda, Insecta, Lepidoptera, Pyralidae. Gene Ontology annotation, biological process: protein import into peroxisome matrix.